AUGGAAGAAGUAAAAGAAACUUCAUCGAUCACUUUCUUGACGCCCAAGAAUCAAUUUCAAAGCCCGUUGAUUGGUCAACCGAAAACAACACAAAACCCUAAAACGAGCCGGGGUCGACAGAAGAUAGAGAUCAAAAAGAUAGAAGAAGAGAGCAAGAGACAAGUAACGUUUUCGAAACGGCGCCGUGGGCUGUUCAAGAAAUCCGCUGAACUCAGUGUUCUCACCGGCGCAAAAAUCGCAGCCAUAACGUUCUCAAAAUGCGGCAGGAUCUACAGGUUUGGCCACGUGGACACGUUGAUCAACAACUAUCUUAAUAAGAAUACGGUGAGUUUGGAGGUAUAUCCCGGUGGUGAUGUGGCGGAUGAAGGGACGUCGUGGUGGGAGCGUCCGGUGGAGAGUGUGCCGGAGGAGGAUUUGGAAGAGUACGUGGCAGCUAUGAGUGUGUUGCGAGAAAAUUUAGGUAAGAGGAUCAUUGAGAUGAAUGAUCGGACAGUAGACAUUGUUCCGGCAUGGCCAAUCAAUAUGAUUGGUUAG
Messenger RNA from Microthlaspi erraticum, 534 nucleotides. The record is from the annotation of a GenBank genome assembly. Lineage: Eukaryota; Viridiplantae; Streptophyta; Magnoliopsida; Brassicales; Brassicaceae.